AUGCGACUGGAGUUCGUCGUUGGUCUACAAGCUGCCCUGAUUCUGUGCUCUCCGAACCUGGUUUCGUGUGACGAUACCAUCCAUUGUGCCGAGAGACGUCCGAACGACGUUCAUGGAGUUCUGCGUUGUCUCAUCGAUCAGAAACACAUUUCUCGAGCUCCACCAUAUACCGUCAAUGUAAACGUUUCUGUCCGAACGCUCUCGAUAACGUCACCGGAUGACACAAGCUUGGAUUACGUGUUUCAUAUGAUCGUCACCGAGAAAUACAUCGAUACACGACUCCGCUUCAAGGUUUACCAGGCAGGCCGCUACCACCAUGGUCUCAAUGCCUUCCCGUAUCGGAACUCUUUGUGGACGCCUAAACUCCUACCCGUGGAAAAUGAUCCGCCGAGCAAUUUCCCGACUUUCUGGGAGCGAGUGACAGUUUUCCCGUCUGGAGAAGUACACUUCCGCAGACGGAUAAAAGUGGCGCUUACGUGCCGAACGACAAUGGACAUAUUCCCUUUCGACCAUCCCGUCUGCAAAUUCAGUCUUUACGCUGCAGGUUAUCGACGAGAUCAGGUCCAUCUAUCUUGGGACCAUCACGCACCCGCAUUCAUCCUCUCUGAGGGUUUGUCGAAUGUGAACGCACCCCCAGUCCGAGUUGAAGUCGCAUCAUGCUCAAUCGAAGAACAGGCCACCUACAACGCAGCGUGCAUCAAAGCUUCAACAAUAUUGGCCCGCGAUCACAUCGUGUACUGGGUCACCUUGUACGUGCCCUCGAUAGUUCUGGUCACGAGUGCCUUCAUGACGUUCUGGCUCAAAGCUACCCCUCCGAGAUCGAUGAUAGGAACCACGACCCGUCUCACUUAUAUCUCAACGACGAACAACCUCCGGAAUCAGCUGUCUUCGGUAUCGAGCUUGGUUUCACUCAACGUCUGGGAUUCGGUCUCGAUUAUCAUAAUCUACUUCUGUAUUCUCGAAUUCAUCUUCACCGACUAUUUGGGAAGGCAUCCUCGUGCGUAUGAGAAGGAGGAUGAAAAGUUUUUGGAAGAAGCUUCGGCGAGGAGCAGUCUGACUUUCUGUGAUAAGAUGAUUCUCUACCUCCGGAGACCGAACGCGAAAAUAGCGAAUGACAUCGACGUCUUCUGCCGAAUCGCCGUGCCUCUCGUAUACCUCAAGUUUCUCAUAGGCUACUUCGUGGCGAACCACUCCGUGUUCGCUGAGGACGUCGAGCGAACCCUGAAAGCCUACAAAGAUUUCAUGGACUGAUGCUCUUCCGCCUGAUCUGAAACAUUCUCUACAUUGACCAAUCGCCGGAAUCAAUGAUGGAUAUCAUGAGCGCCCAUCCCGACCAGC
Galendromus occidentalis (western predatory mite) is the source of this 1338-nucleotide messenger RNA. RefSeq names its product glycine receptor subunit alpha-4. Gene Ontology annotation, biological process: monoatomic ion transmembrane transport. Gene Ontology annotation, cellular component: membrane. Gene Ontology annotation, molecular function: transmembrane signaling receptor activity; extracellular ligand-gated monoatomic ion channel activity. Bases 1 to 1251 code for a protein of 416 amino acids. NCBI's taxonomy places the organism in Eukaryota, Metazoa, Arthropoda, Arachnida, Mesostigmata, Phytoseiidae. The record is from RefSeq and is a predicted model, not a curated record. The transcript has 5 exons.